AUGUUUCAGGGUGGAGAAGCAGCAACAACCACCUCCUCGCACCUCCCUCUCCACCCUUCCCACCUCCCACCGCCCACAAUGCUACUGUCUCUCACCCUCACCACCCUCCUCCUCCUCCUCCUCCCCUCCACCCUCGCCGCCGGCCUAUACACCACCCACUCCCCCGUCCUCCAACUCGACGGCACCACCUACCACUCCCUCAUCGCCAGCAGCAACCACACCGCCAUCGUCGAGUUCUACGCCCCCUGGUGCGGCCACUGCAAGAACCUCGCCCCGGCCUACGAAAAAGCCGCCAAAUCCCUCUCCGGCCUGGCCAAAGUCGGGGCGGUGAACUGCGAUGCCGAGGAGAACAAACCCUUUUGCGGCUCGAUGGGCGUGCAGGGGUUUCCCACCUUGAAGAUUGUGCGGCCCGGGAAGAAGGCGGGACGGCCGGUGGUGGAGGAUUAUCAGGGCCCGAGGAGCGCCAAGGGGAUUGUCGAGGCGGUGGUGGAGAAAAUCCCGAAUCAUGUGCGCAGGUUGAAGGAUGGGGAUUAUCAGGGUUGGUUGGAGGAGGGGGAGGGGCCGAAGGCGAUCCUCUUCAGUGACAAGGGGAGUGUGAGUGCGUUGUUGAAGGCGAUUGCGGUGGACUUUUUGGGGAGUAUUAGUGUGGCGCAGAUGAGGGAUAAGGAGAGGCAGGCAGUCCAAGUGUUCAAUGUGGACAAGUUCCCGACGUUGGUGUUGUUGCCUGGAGACGGCAAGGAUCCCAUCCACUACGACGGCGAGAUGAAGAAGGAAGCCAUGGUCGCCUUUCUCUCGCAAGCCGCCCCUCCAAACCCAGAUCCAGCACCAAAGGAGAAGAAGAAGAAGAGUACGAAGAGUUCAACUACGGACAAGAGUAAAGCGAGCAGAGCCUCCUCCACCUUCUCCAAAGCAUCCGCCGCAGACGAGUCAUCCAAAUCGCAAAGCGCCAAAGCCUCGCAAACAGCAGAAACGCUAGAAGACGAGCCCAUUCCCACCGCCACCACCAACCCCGACAUCCUCCCCGAAGAGGAAGGAGAGAGUACAGAAAGGCCCAUCAGACUCCCCGACCCGGCUCCACCCAUACCCACCCUCUCCGACGAACUAUCACUGCAACACAAGUGCCUCAACAGCAAAGCCGGGACCUGCAUCCUAUCCCUCUUACCCAACACGGACGACACAAGCUCCUCCCAAGCCAUUACCAGCCUAAGCGAAAUCCACCACAAACACGCCCAAGCCUCACGCCCACUCUUCCCCUUCUACGCCCUCCCCGCCUCAAACCCUCUCACAACCGCCCUGCGCUCCGCGCUGAGCCUGGAAGCAAACACCCUCGCCCUGAUAGCGACAAACGGGAAAAGAAGCUGGUACCGGCUCUACACCCCACCCAACCCCACCUCCUUCUCCCAAGUCGAGAUCGAGAACUGGAUCGACGCCAUCCGCAUGGGCGAUUUGUCCAAAUCCGCUCUACCGGAGCAUCUCAUACCCGCGGCCGAGGAAUUACCGCCCUUACCCGCAGCAGCAGAGGCGGAGGCAGAGGCAGAACCGAUCAAGAUCGACUUGUCCGAUCCGGAGACGCUGCGGAAGGUGAUGAGUGGUGAGGGGACGGGGCCGGGGGGAGUGCAGUUUGAGAUGGAAGAGGUGGGCGAUGGGGAGUAUGAGAGGAUUGUGAGGGAGGCGAGGGAGAGGGCGGAGGCGCGAGAGGCGCGAGAGGCGCGGGAGGCUGAGGGGAGGAGGAAGGGGGAGGAGGCUGCUAAGGGGGAGGCGAGGGGGGCUAGUCAGGCGUCUUACGCGGCGGCGGCGGCUGGGCAUGAGCCGGUUGCGGAAUCAUUGCUUGUGGAGGAGCAUGAUGAGCUGUAA
Molecule: messenger RNA, 1854 nt
Organism: Baudoinia panamericana UAMH 10762
Lineage: Eukaryota; Fungi; Ascomycota; Dothideomycetes; Mycosphaerellales; Teratosphaeriaceae
Exons: 2
Coding region: 1-1854 (617 amino acids)
Biological process (GO): response to endoplasmic reticulum stress
Cellular component (GO): endoplasmic reticulum lumen
Molecular function (GO): protein disulfide isomerase activity; protein-disulfide reductase activity
Source: RefSeq, a predicted model, not a curated record